Molecule: messenger RNA, 5475 nt
Organism: Silurus meridionalis
Lineage: Eukaryota; Metazoa; Chordata; Actinopteri; Siluriformes; Siluridae
Gene: cobl
Product: cordon-bleu WH2 repeat protein
Exons: 16
Coding region: 184-4197 (1337 amino acids)
Biological process (GO): actin filament polymerization; actin filament network formation
Cellular component (GO): actin filament; axonal growth cone; ruffle
Molecular function (GO): actin monomer binding
Source: RefSeq, a predicted model, not a curated record
GGGCGUGGCCUAGCCGAGGGGUCAGUUGACAUGGAGUGAGUGUGACGUAGAAGCGGGAAUCGCCUCAGUGUGCGAGAGCAGGAGGAGCGUGAAGGUCUUGUGCACGUGACACAACACGUCGUGGUAUGGAAAUCAGGAGGCUGUGGUCUGGAGUGCACGUGGGUGGGCCUCGUUAAAGAGCAGAUGAAGAACGAUCGCAUCGAACGUACGGACAUGAGCUGCCCUGCGAAACCCCCGGUCGGAAGGAAAAUGAAGGCCCAUGCGCCUCCUCCACCCUCAGCUCCUCAGCCCGCCCCUCGCAAGAUCUUCCGCAAUGCCAUCCCCGAUGGAGGAGCGGCCACAGACACCAAGGAAAACGUGCCACGGAGCACCGUGGACCUUCAGAUCAUGCUGCCUAAUGGUUACGAGACCCUGGUCACCAUAGAUGGGAGGAAAGCUCUGAUGGACGUGUUGGUGGACUUAUGCGCUCAGUAUCACCUGAAUCCAGCAGAACACACUCUGGAGCUGGCGACACCAGAGGGCCAAGCUGUGCCCUUCAAGCCCAACACGGUGUUGGGAACGCUUCACGUCAGCCGCGCCCUCGUCAAGGAGAAAACAGUAGAGGAGCGAGUACCUAGGAGACCUGCCCCCAAAGUGCCAGAGAAGACCGUGCGGCUGGUGGUGAAUUAUCACCGCGGCCAGAAGACGGUGGUGCGCGUGAACCCCCUCGUCCCCCUGCGCGGCCUCGUGCCCGCCAUCUGCCAGAAGUGUGAGUUCAACCCUGCGCGUGUUCUUCUCCUGCAAGACGCCGUCAGCCAACACGAGCUGGACCUCAGCAAGUCCCUCACCCAGCUCGACCUCCGUGAGCUCUACGUGCUGGACCAGACACUGGUUCUCCAGCCUAAAAUGGUCUCGGCUCCUGUCCUUAACUUCUCAGCAGAGUCCCUCAACUCUGAUGCUCAAAGUGCCAGUGAAGGCAAGAAGAAGGGAUUUCUCAGUUUGUUCAACUUCACUCGGAGGAAAUCGAAGACAGAAGAGUUCUCUGAUGACAGGGGAAUGCAAAACACACACACUAACAUCGACGGUCUGUCGGCGGUCAGCAGUGUGUGUGCUGAGGCUCGUCCCAACACUUUGGGCCAAUCGCAAUCAGUCAUGAACCUCUCGAGGCUUUCUCCCAAAACCGAGCCGAAGAAACGCCGUGCUCCGGCCCCGCCCCCGGCCCCGCCCCAUUCUUCAUUUCCCAUACCCGUGCAGACGCAAAGUGCACCGGUGGUACAGACAAAACCAAGCUCGCCAAGCCAGCUCAAGAAGCGGAAAGCCCCAACUCCUCCACCCACCGUACAACAGACUGUUGACCCCACUGUACAACACAUUGUACACCCCACCAUACACCCCACCACCUCUUUACCAACCCUCGCCGUGACCCAGGUACUCUGCACCACAGCGGUGUCUGACGAUUCCAUGUCUGACCUCAGUCACAGCAUCGAAGAUUCCGAACCGGCCGCCUCCAUCUGCAGCAGCUCCAGCAGUGACGACGCCGCCGAAUCCAGCAGCCUGGCUGAGGAUACCGUGGCCGAGCCAGUGACUGAGACAGCGAUGCGCUCGAAAUACAAAGUGGAACCGGUUCCACAACCGAACCAGCAGCCUGCACGCAGAAGCUCGGCGAAGCGAGAACCCGAAGACACGGAAUCGGCACUGGAGCUGAAGAUGGAGGAAGCAGAGGACAGUCGUCACAGUGCGAUGGCCUGGCUGCACACGGUGGAGCAGGAAGCCGAGACGGCGUCCAUGUGCAGCAGCGAGAGCUUGGCCGAUCAAGGAUACGCGGCGUCCGAGGGCAUGGCUGACUCUCCGAGCACAUCCCCAGAGGACACCGCAUCCCUGGGUCCUGAUCCCUCUCUGAGCCCCACCCAGCCUCAGGAAGACUGUGACAGCGAUGAAGGCUGCGCUACAUGGGGCUCACGCUGCAGUGGUGGAAACGUGCGAUCCGGGGCACGAUCAGUCGAGAGAAAUUGCGGGUAUGAGGAGGACAGCGAGAUCACUGCGCAGAUCCAAUUGACUUUGGCCGAUUUGGAUGCGGAUUUAGCAGACGAAGUGAAUCGCUCGGAUGAGGUGUCCCUGUGCAUGGACGAUGACAUCCCCGUGUCUGUGGUCGAUCUGGACGUUCCAGUCACAGCCAUUGACGAUGUCAUUGAUGACCAUCUAACGUCGUCAUGGCGCAGUAACCAUGACGAACAAGACCGUUUGAGCAAGAUCCUCGUAGAUCUUCAGAACAAAAACAACAACGCUCACGUGUUAGCAAGUACAAGUCUAACCCGAGCAGAUCGGGUUAGUAAUAAUAAGGAGCAAACAGAAAAGGUCACUAUAAGCCCAGGAAUUAAAGGUAAAGUUAAACCAGAGAAACAGAAGCUUCCAGAAAGUCCUGUGAUGUCUACUAUUACCCACAGUGAACGGAAUGUUCCGGAAAGCAGACUUCGGCCUCCACAGAGCUCAAGCAAGGAAGUGGACCCCUGUUCAGUGUCUUUUAAAAACAAAAAUAUGAUGAACCAGAACCUGGUGUCUCGAUUCGGCCUGAAAACAUUUACAAUCGUCCCUACCAAACCAGCCGCAUCCCACAAUCACAACAAGUCCGAAGGCUCCUUGCGUAUAGGUGCCAUUAAAAUCGAUGAGCUGGGGAACAUGGUCACGCCAAGAGAACCUGCAGACAUCUCUGAUGACGCUAGCGAUGACCGAGACUCUCCACUUGUGGACAAAGCAAAGGCCUUCUGGACCUCGGCGAAGAAAGAGGAUCCAGCGCCUACUGCGUAUAAACGAGCUUCUGUAAAGACUAGAGAAGUCGAAAACCCCAAACCAUUAACUGCAACAGUACCAUCGCAGAAACCUACAAAAAGAGCGAGUGUUACGGAAGCACCAAAAAAAUCAGCCGACGGGCCGAGCGCCAACCUCGCGUCUGCAGUAAAACCAAGUGUCACAGAGGCAUCAAAACAGUCAGCCAACCUGGCGUCUGCAGUGAUGAAAAAGCUUGUCGUUUCUGAUCCUGCAGAAAAUGUGUUUUUCUCAGAGCACAGGAGAAAUAUUACGUUCCUUAAGCCUUCCAGACGGACUUCGAGUCAUUACGUGGCUUCAGCAAUUAAUAAGUAUGCAUUGAAUUCCUCAGGAGCUCAGGAGUUUCCAGAAUCCAAACAUGCUGGACAGAACCACUCCAAGAAUGACCUAAGACCUGUUCAGGUAGAAUCAAACCGAAGUGCAGCCGCGGACCCUGUGCCUCUUCAUUCUGGCACCAAACCUUACCCGAGUUCUACUGCCGAGAAGCAAGACGUUUACAAGGAAUCGCAAAUUCUCACUGCAGAUGGAUCCAGCACUAAAGCGUUAAACUCUGGUCCAGUAAAUCACAGCCCUCAGCAGCAAGCGAGGGUUUCUGCAUGCUCUGAAUCCACUCAGUCCGUGACUAAAGAUUGCAUGCCCAUGAAAAAGUCCCCAGGAAACCCUUCACCUCUAAACAUCGCCCGUCCGACUGUAGCCAAGAAGCCAGAGUUGCACAGCCUCGGUCUCCAGCCAAGUCCGUUUGGGCCGGUGAAAAAGUUUAAACCGGUAGUCCCAAAGUCUGUGGAGAAGGAGACCUCUAUCCACAGUUCACUCAUGGAGGCAAUUCAGUCAGGAGAGGGGAUGGAACGCCUCCGAAAGGUAUCCGAGUCUUCACGGACCCUGCAGAAGCUGUCUUACGCGGAGCCUGAAAGCGAACACUCUGCUCUCCUGUCUGCCAUCCGAGCGGAAAGUAAUUCGGCAAGACUUAAGAAGACAAGGUCUUCAGCCGCCGCUGAGCUGGAGCAUAUCAGGAAGUCUGAGGAGGACCGGGUUCCCCAAACUCCUCCUGUUUUUAAACCUCCACAAACACCACCAACCUUUACACCACCCCCACCUCCGCCAAGCUUCAUACCACCGCCCCCACCACCUCCAGCCUUCAUACCACCACCCCCACCUCCAACCUUUGCACCACCACCACCUCCUCCUUCUCCUUUAACCCUGACCAUGUCCUCGAUGAAGCCGGCUUUAGCUCUGCCUGCAGGCGGAAACCCAGAGUCCGCCCGAGUGGCGAUGCUGGAGGCCAUUCGCUCUGGGGCCGGAGCCGAACGCCUUCGAAAAGUUCCGGCGUCGACAAAAACGCUAAAAGUGAACGGACGACUCGGCACCAUCCAGGCAUCAGCGUCGAGUCCUCGCUAGCUCUAGAAGCAUUUUUUUAUUUUUUAUUUUUUGAGGAAUUUUCUCAUCGCCAAAAAUCUCCCGAUUUCACGCCGCACGUGGAACUCGUUCGCAUCAGACGCUUAUUUAUUUUGGAUGAUACUGUAGUUUCAUGCUGCUUUGGGUUUGUGCCAAUCAUUUUGAUGUUAUUAGGAAUUUGAUUUGGAUAGAAAAAAAAAACGGUUGACGACUUCAUACUUCACGAAACUCUUUCCUAAGGAUCUGUCAGUAUUUUGGAUUUUGAAGGAUUCCUUUUAUUUGUAUCAGAUUAGACAUUUUGUUUUUUUGAUUUGUUUGUAGCUUUUCCAAUCGAAUACUAACUAAUCAAGAUGACACGCUAAAGUGCAAACUGCUUAAAAUAGUCAUGAUGACAAUGAAUUUUUUGUUUUGUUUUGGUCAUGAGUUCUUUUGUGGUCGUGAAAAGUGUGGAGACACCUGAUGGUUUCUGAGACGCUUUCUCGGACGUUGGACAGUGAACGAGUGGAACUGGAAAUCCCCAGCUGAACGUUCUGAACGUAAUGCUGUUCUUCAUGCUGAGAUUUGAAAUAAAAGACCAUAAAAGACUCCACAGGUUCCACGGCCGCUGUACGUGAAGCAAAUGAAGCGUUCUUGUCAAAUGUAGGAAUGAUUGUAGCAUUAGCACUUUGAUUCAUUUUGACCUGCUGCUAUUUGACAACAUUUCAUUUAACGCCAUUUCGAUUCUGUAUGGACAAACGACACCUGAGCAUGAAGUCGUAUGUGCUUUUUGAACGUCCGUCCACAUUCAGCUCCACUCUUCUGACGUUCCUCUAGAUUUUAUGGAGAUUUCUGGAGAUUCAGGUACAGAUUGUAGGUCCAACCCAUGAAAAGCAUGUGGAGCUUCACAGAGAAGGUAAAUUUCAUGCUCCAGCAUCCAAAGGCGUCCGAUACAAUUGCGUGCCUCCAACUUUGUGGUAACAGUUUGGGCAAGAAGCACAUACGGGUGGAUAAGUCGGGUGUCCCAAUACUUUUGCUCAAACGGUGUAUUUAUAAAGUGGACUACAUGAAAGACUUACUGAAGGUCCAGAUCGGUCUAUCUUUUACACCCAUGGGUUUUUUAUGGAAGGAAGUUUUUGAUUAGAAGCCACGAUGUUGUUGGUAUCAUUUUUUUUUUCUUUCGUCUGCUUUUGUAUAUGAAGUGUGCAAUAUUUUUUUGGGAGGAUUACACAGAAAUUGUAAAUGAAAAUACAUCGAUAAAUGAUUUUGUAAUCAGGUUAAUCAUUAAAAAAAAUUUGGACGUCC